ACGGAGCCUCACAAAAAACAGAAACCAAACAAUUUUUUUUGUAUUUCAAAUUAUGGUUCUCCCUGAACCUGAAUCACAGGUUGCAAAAACUCUUCCUGAUGCUUGGGACCAUACGGGCCAACCGGCUAACCGUUCCACCACCGGUGGUUGGACCAGUGCCGCCAUGAUUCUAGGUGUGGAGGCAUGUGAAAGGCUAACGACGUUAGGAAUCGCCGUUAACUUGGUGACAUACUUGACUGGUACUAUGCAUUUAGGAAAUGCUCACGCCGCCAACGACGUCACUAACUUCAUGGGUACUUCUUUCAUGGCUCCUCCAAUAUUAUGUCUCCUUGGCGGUUUUGUUGCCGACACGUUUCUGGGUCGGUAUCUUACUAUUGCUAUAUUCACAGUCGUUCAAGCAGCGGGCGUUACAAUCUUAACGAUCUCAACCGCCAUUCCAAGCCUACAACCGCCAAAAUGCACCCAAACCGGUACCUCCUGCAUUCCGGCCACCGAUAUCCAACUAACCGUCUUAUACCUCGCUCUCUACCUAACCGCUCUCGGAACCGGAGGCCUCAAAUCCAGCGUAUCCGGUUUCGGGUCAGACCAAUUCGACGAAUCCGACAAAGCCGAAAAGGCCCAAAUGACAGCAUUCUUCAGCUGGUUCUUUUUCUUCAUAAGUAUUGGGUCACUAGCAGCUGUUACAGUUCUGGUUUACAUCCAAGACAACCUCGGCCGACGAUGGGGGUACGGGAUUGUUGCGAGUUCGAUCGGGGUCGGGUUGGUUGUGUUCUUGUCGGGUACGAGAUGGUACCGGUUUAAAAAACUGGCGGGGAGUCCGUUGACUCAGAUAGCGUCGGUUUUUGUUGCUGCAUGGAGGAAAAGACAUUUGGAGUUACCGUUGGAUCCUUGUGCAUUGUUUGAUGUUCAGAUUGGUGAAGAUGAUGGAAAAGUCAAGCAGAAGCUGCCCCAUAGCAAACAGUUCCGUUUUCUUGACAAGGGGGCAAUAAAGGACAGUGAAAACUCUAGUGAAGUUUUAAAGCUGAACAAAUGGAUUCUUUCUACUUCAACAGAUGUGGAAGAAGUGAAAAUGGUGAUCACAAUGGUACCCAUUUGGGCAACCACAAUUAUGUUUUGGACAAUAUAUGCACAAAUGACCACUUUCUCAGUGUCACAAGCCACUACCAUGGACCGCCACAUUGGGAAAUCCUUUCUCAUCCCUGCGGCUUCGCUUACCGUGUUCUUUGUUGGCAGCAUUUUGUUAACGGUCCCUGUGUACGACCGUGUCAUUAUCCCUCUCGCAAAACGCUUCCUUAAACACCCACAAGGGCUAAGCCCGCUUCAACGUAUUGGCAUAGGGCUAGUCAUGUCCACAUUGGCUAUGGUCUCAGCCGCGCUAACCGAGAUCAAGAGGCUGCGCGUGGCGCAGUCUCAUGGAGUGGUUAACGACCCGUCGAAGGUGGUUCCGCUUAGUGUCUUUUGGUUGGCUCCACAGUUUUUCUUUGUGGGGUCGGGUGAGGCGUUUACUUACAUAGGCCAACUUGAUUUCUUUUUGCGGGAGUGUCCUAAAGGAAUGAAGACGAUGAGCACCGGGAUGUUUUUAAGUACGUUGUCGUUGGGGUUCUUUUUUAGCUCAUUGUUGGUGACCAUAGUGCACAAGGUGACCGGAGACAGAGACCCGUGGCUAGCCGAUAACCUGAAUCAGGGGAAGCUUUAUAACUUUUAUUGGUUGCUUACAAUUUUAAGUGUUUUGAACUUUGGGUUGUAUCUCAUAGGGGCAAGAUGGUAUGUUUACAGGGAGCAUAGGCUUUCUGAGAAGAGUGUUGAGUUAGAACAAGAGUGAGUAUGUUGUAACCACUUUUUUCCCCAUUAUUUUUAUCCAAAUAACUCUUAUAUAGCUAA
Molecule: messenger RNA, 1881 nt
Organism: Helianthus annuus (common sunflower)
Lineage: Eukaryota; Viridiplantae; Streptophyta; Magnoliopsida; Asterales; Asteraceae
Product: protein NRT1/ PTR FAMILY 6.3
Exons: 5
Coding region: 53-1822 (589 amino acids)
Biological process (GO): response to nitrate; oligopeptide transport; transmembrane transport
Cellular component (GO): membrane
Molecular function (GO): nitrate transmembrane transporter activity
Source: RefSeq, a predicted model, not a curated record